CCUUUGAAAAGUAAAUAAUCUUCCUUCUUCGAAGUCUAAAAGUCUGUGUUCUUAAUAUGGCUUGGACUUACAAACAAAUAGUGCUUGCCGUAAUGAUGGUUGUAACGGGUUCUAUAAACACUAUUUCAACGAAAUGGGCAGAUAGACAGAGUGCAGUUGGAAGAGAUGGAAAUAAUCACUCAUUUGAUCAUCCAUUCCUGCAGGCAGUUGGGAUGUUUUUGGGUGAAUUUUCCUGCCUCAUAGCAUUCCAAAUAAUAAAGCUGUAUCAUCGAGUGCGCCAUACAGAGCAGGAACAGAAUCUGGGAAACCAGGGCUUCAAUCCCCUAAUCUUCCUGCCUCCUGCGAUUUGUGACAUGUGUGGGACAUCACUAAUGUAUAUCGGACUUAAUUUAACCUAUGCUUCAAGUUUCCAGAUGUUGAGAGGUGCGGUCAUCAUCUUUACAGCACUCCUCUCAGUGGCUUUCCUUGGCUCAACAAUUCGUAAAAUGAUGUGGGCAGGCAUUUUUACUGUCCUGCUUGGUCUGGCAAUGGUAGGAUUGUCAGAUAUUUUAUUUGGAGAUCAGUCUGCACAGACAGACACAAAUGGAAUCAUUGCAGGUGAUUUGUUGAUUAUAAUGGCCCAGAUCAUUGUUGCGGUACAAAUGGUGUACGAGGAGAAGUUUGUCACUAGAUACAGCAUUCCAGCCAUGCAGGCUGUGGGGUGGGAAGGUUUUUUCGGGUUCACUGUUCUUGGACUUUUGAACAUUGUAUUCUUCUAUAUUGAUGCUGGUGCCUUCAGCAAAUUACCAAAUCAAAAGUUAGAAGAUCCUGUUGAUGCUUUUAUACAGAUUGGAAAUAGCUGGAUUAUUUUACUAGCAACAGUUGGAAAUAUUGUGAGUAUAGCAUUCUUCAACUUUGCUGGUAUUAGCGUUACAAAGGAACUAAGUGCUACAACACGCAUGGUGCUAGACAGCAUACGAACUCUUUUCAUCUGGAUGUUAACACUUUUCUUGGGCUGGCAAGGUUUCCAGGUGCUGCAGUUGAUUGGUUUUUUCAUUUUAUUAUCUGGAAUGUGUCUAUACAACAACAUCAUCAUAGUCCCAAUCAUACAACAUAUCCGCGAGAGGCGCGCACAAUAUCGGAACCUGAGGGAUAUAGGAGGUGAAAAUGACAGACUUAUCAAUGACCCACCAACAGCAGGAGGAAGUGGUUUCAAUGAUCCGGCCUCAACCUAACAGUCAGUCAGCCAACAGGAAGUACACUGGAAUAGGUUGACCAACAUUGACAUUUGUACAGUUCUGUGAUACUAAACUUUCAUAUAACAUAAAUAACAGAGUCUUCCGGUGGGUGCUUAGGACUCGAUUCUUUGGCUCUUCAUUUGAUAGUAAGAGCUAGAUUCACUUUUUGCACAGAAUACCUUUUCAACAAAACAUUAGUUUAUCAGUAUUUAUUUUACAUAUAGCUGGGGACAAUUAAAAAAGAUAACUCUUAAUAAUCUCUUCAUAAAGUCAAGAAAUGUAAGUGAUGUUCAAUAGCAAUCCCAAUACCCUUACCAAGUAAGGCCCUUAGGAAGCCAUGUUUUCUUAGUUUUACUAUUUGGUCAAAGGCCAAUCCUAGUGUUUCUGUUGUUAAUCAUUUUCCCAUCAUUUAGAAAUCUACAAAUUCUUCUGUUCUCUUACUGAAUAUUUUUAUCUUGAAAUGAUACAGAAAUAAACAAACAGGUAAGAAUCUUGUAAAUUUUUAAAGGAUCUCAAGUCAGGGAGGAGAUCGAAGGAGGGGACGUAAAAAAAAAAAAAAAAAAAGCACCCUACCAGAAUUAACCCACUGUAUGGACUUAUUCUCAUAUGCCUGGUAUUGCAUUGGAGCGACUAAUCACAGUAAAUUUUAGAAAAAGUUAUUGAUGUUUAUGUACAGUAAUGGAUAUUCCAUUUCACAUUUUUCAGUUCAAAUCGCAAUAAGUUUUUCUUAAUGAUUUAUUAAUAUGUUAGAAAGGAAAUGUUUGUCAGGAGAUGAAUGUUCAAUUUAUGAGAUUUUGACGUCAUGGUAAAAUAGCAAACCAUACUUUCUAAGAGAAGGCAACACUUUUGAUAAACAUACAUGUAUACUAUAGCUUUUAAAAAAUUCACAAUUUCAUCACUUUAAAUUCUGAUGAAAUAACUUCAUAAUUGUCACUUUUUCCUUUAUAAUUAAAUAGUUUUUUUUUGUUAACAUAUUUAAUUUGUAAGAUGUACAUGUAUAACUUAUUUUGUGUUGUUUUUGGUCGCCUGAGUAUUUCAGGAAAGCUGAUGUUUAUCCAUUGUCAUUUGUCGUGCAUAUAAACUUUUCUUGAUCUUUUCAACUUUUCAAGAACCACCAAGUAAUUUAAACCAAACUUGCCUAGCUUCAUCCUUGGUUGAUGGAGAUUUUAUAUGAUGGCAAUGCCCAUACAAGUUCACUCUACCGCUUUAGGCGGAAGUCAACCUCUUUUUAACUCCAUCUCCCACCUACUGGAAAAAAGUUGCUGCCUGAUACUCAGGUGACUGUUAUUGCCCAUGAGUCUCUGUCUUUUUUUUUUUUUUGAAGCAUUAGUGCAAUACUGAGCUCAAAAAGCUUGAAAACCUCUUUACAACUUUUAUCAUACCUCCACAAAGAGUAAAUCCAGGGGGGGAUGUUUUUUUCCAUUAUUUCUUUGUUCUGAACUUCUGAUAUCAUAAUACAGGUAGAGUUAAAAGCACAGGUAUGAAAUAUUUUUUAUUAUAUAUAGUAUGUGUAUAUUUAUGUUCUGAUUUGUAUCACAGUUGAGAUGUUUUUAUAGUAGAGCCUGUAUGGGUUAAUGUCUCACAACCUUUUCAUUUCUUUAAUGCAAUCAAGGGACGCACAAAGGGGCCGAGGCCCAUUGCUUUUAAGAAAUGGAGAAGUAUUUUGACCCACUUAAAAUCCAAUGCUUUCAAUUUUUAUAUUAAUUAUUAUUUGUGUAAUAUGAUAUAUACAUGUUUUAAUUAAUGUUAAAUAUACAUCUAGAUAAUUGGUAAAUAUUUUUUUUUUGCAAAGAAAGUGUUGUGAAGAUUUUCGUUAUCAUUUCAACAUUGGAGAGCAUCUGUUACCGUUAUAGUACCUGCAUGGUUUGAUACCUAGCUUUGCCACAGUUUUUAAAUUAAUAUGUGAAUAAUUUUCUAACUCUUGCUAAGUUGUCGCAAUAAUUAAGCUUAAUUAACCCCAGUAGAGGAACAGGAAAUAGAAAUUGUAGAUGAUAAAGGAAAGUGCAUGAGUUGUCCACGUGGUGAAUUAUUUGAAACUCUCCAUUCAGGAAAAAAAACUCAAACACAAGAGGAAUGUAACAAGUGGAUUUUAAUAUUUCUUGAAAGAAUAUGUAUCUGUGUGUACAUAUGCAAGUAUUAUAUAUGAUUGUCAGACUGUUGACCUGUAUUUGUUAAUUUUAUUUUAUCCAAUUGUAAGUACAUAUACAUGUGCACAAAGAUGUAUAAAACACUUUGAACUUGUUAGUUAGGAGCUAUAUUCAUUUAUUUUAUUGACAAGAGACAUAAACUUGUGAAAGAAUGCUUGUUGAGAAUGUUGAUUAUUUUAAUUAUUAAAUACAUUAAUUUAAUUAA
Molecule: messenger RNA, 3569 nt
Organism: Saccostrea echinata
Lineage: Eukaryota; Metazoa; Mollusca; Bivalvia; Ostreida; Ostreidae
Product: solute carrier family 35 member F6-like
Exons: 8
Coding region: 57-1214 (385 amino acids)
Biological process (GO): pyrimidine nucleotide-sugar transmembrane transport
Cellular component (GO): intracellular membrane-bounded organelle; Golgi membrane
Molecular function (GO): pyrimidine nucleotide-sugar transmembrane transporter activity
Source: RefSeq, a predicted model, not a curated record